This is a messenger RNA of Sciurus carolinensis (gray squirrel), 764 nucleotides long. RefSeq names its product C-C motif chemokine 2-like. NCBI's taxonomy places the organism in Eukaryota, Metazoa, Chordata, Mammalia, Rodentia, Sciuridae. Gene Ontology annotation, cellular component: extracellular region. The record is from RefSeq and is a predicted model, not a curated record. The transcript is spliced from 3 exons. Gene Ontology annotation, molecular function: chemokine activity; CCR chemokine receptor binding. Bases 72 to 368 code for a protein of 98 amino acids. Gene Ontology annotation, biological process: cellular response to type II interferon; immune response; cellular response to interleukin-1.
AGAGCAGAGAGCUGAAAACAACUCAGAAACCUCCAACUCCCAGGCUGAAGCUCGCUCUCUCACCCUCCACCAUGAAGGUCUCCGCAGUCCUUCUGUGCCUGAUGCUCACAGUGGCCACCUUCAGCAGCCACGUGCUUGCUCAGCCAGAUGGGAUUAAUAUCCCCACCUGCUGCUACACAUUCCAGAGAAGGAACAUCUCCAUGCAGAAACUGAAGAGUUACACCAGGAUCACCAGCAGCCACUGUCCCAGGGAAGCUGUGAUCUUCAAGACCAAGCUGGACAAGGAGAUCUGUGCUGACCCCAAGCAGAAGUGGGUCCUGGAUGCCAUCAAGCACCUGGAAAAGAAAACCCAAACUCCAAAGCCUUGAACCCUCAUGCCUGAACAGAAACCAGGCCAGGACUUGAGAAAUGAUGCAUCUACAUCCUCUGUCCUUUUUGAGAAUUGCUCUGAGAUUAGUUUAUUACAAUUCUAAGGGCUAUGAGUUGUGUGUAAUAAUGUGAAUGAUAAUUUUUUCUUAAGUAAUAUUCUUAAAGUUAUUAAUAUUUUAAUUUAAUCUGUCAUGGAUGUUGGAGUGUUUUGAAUGUAAAGUGUUGAACACUUUAGUCCUGUCAAAAGCACAGGAUGUUCCUCCCUGCCUGCUUUGCCGCAGUCUUAGGAAGGACCUUGCAAGAAACAAUGCAAAGAUUUUAUUUAAAAUGUGUGACAAUGAAACCAUAAUGUUAUUAUGAAAUGGAAUAUUUAUAUAGGUAUGACUUUUGCAUUU